This is a messenger RNA of Paramacrobiotus metropolitanus, 2136 nucleotides long. RefSeq lists its product as uncharacterized. The transcript is spliced from 4 exons. The coding region runs from base 149 to 1945 and encodes 598 amino acids. The record is from RefSeq and is a predicted model, not a curated record. Lineage: Eukaryota; Metazoa; Tardigrada; Eutardigrada; Parachela; Macrobiotidae.
GGAACCCGACCUACUCACAGUCUGACAGUCAGCAAAGACAACAAGUACUUAUCUUUCUCCGUUUCUCGAAUCUCGUGAUCUGAUAUCCGGUAUCUCCUGUUUUCGGAUUUCCCAGUUUUUCUGAGAUAGUCCCCUAGCAUCGUCAGCCAUGUUUGUGGCACGGACCCGUGACAUCAACGUAGUGGGCGACGGAAACGUCCUGCUGUUUGGCAGCGUGGUGGACGUGGCGGACAACGGACUGUACAUUGAUCUGCUGUGCCGAGAUCGUCGACGCGAACUCAUCCCGUUCAACAGGAUCUUCCAGUCCAGACCCUUGAAAUUCGAGGAAUGGGGAUAUGCUGACGGCGUGAGGGGACUGAUACCCAUCGAAGUGCUUCGCCGUGAACAUCCCGGUGGGGCGUGGCGCUGGUGGCCCGGGACCAUGCUGAAUCCGGCGCGGAGCCCCUCGUUUUCGUCGGGGUACUGCACAGUGGCUGUCGUCCAGGGGCGGGAGGACAGCGGCGCUACCUGGACGGAUUUUGUACCCACGCACCGCCUUCGUUAUCCUGUGUCAGCCAAAUGGUUGACGGAUCCGUUUGAGCAGCAGUCUACGUUAUCGGAUUCGGCGCACAGGGUGACACGUCUCUCUCCUAUUAGACUGGGACGCUUCGUCAAGCGCAGUGUGCCGUUGCCGGCUGGGUGUCGUGCGACGCUGGCAUCAAAACUCCUGAAAAUGUUCAGGACGAUGCAGGCUAAUGAGCGACGGGUCUCCAAACAUCUGGUCAGCAUGGAUGUCACGGAUGAACAGUUGCAUUUCAUUGUGGACCUGCAUGGUGACGUUGGGUUUCCGCUGCGGCAAGACGAAAACAAGGCUCAGAAAAUUGUUUUGGCUUUGCUCGCGGCCAUGAUGGAUCGUCUUCCGAGAAUCUUGCGUGCAGUGGAGGCUCCUGAUGAUUCCUUGCAUAUCUGCAGGACGGGGGAUGAAUCCUGCGCCCUGGGUAUCGAUGAGUGGGAGGAAGUGUUCGCCCAUCUGGACACGCUGACACAGACAAAACUCCGUGGGGUGUGCCCGGCAUGGAACGGUGUACUGGAGUUGCCUACCUUGACAACCAACGUUAUUAUCGAAACGGACGCUGCCAGUCGAGACUUGCCCGACCUGGAAUACAUUCUCACGGCGCCCCUCUUUAACUGCCUGCGUCCCUCCACCAAACGGGUUAUCAUUCACGAUCGAGGCCAGUGCAUCGAGAAGGGACGUUUGUUGAUGGUGUUAGAUUUUCUGCACUAUCUGGCGCGAGUCCGCCCUGGGAUCUCCCUGACGGCGCUGUAUCUGGUUGGCGUAACGAAGUUUUCGGAAUCCGUCCGCAUUACCGGUUCUGUCUGCAAGGUGCACCGGUUCGACUGGAGUGUCUCGGGGGUGCCGCCUCGGUUCCCGCGCCAUCUCCAUACUUUGAUCGCAGCGUGUCGCGGUUUGCCGUGUGCUGUCAUCCAUCUGGUGCGGUGCCGCAUGGGCCUAGACUACGAUCUGAACGAAGUGCUGCGGAGUUGGGGCGAUCGUCGGUCGUAUGUGCAGCUGUGCGUUGACUGGGUCAAGACGCGUCUGCCGCUGAACGGGGAUGUGGCGUCCACGGUGUGGGAUGCGGUGGAGGCGGCGCUGCCGGUGCCAGGCGACGCCGAGAAGCGAUCGCUGUCGGAGUGGUUGACAAAGGUCGCUGCGGAUGGGGACCAGGAGCUGGGUCGCAGGGCAGUCUGUAGACUGUUAUGCGCGAUACACACCGCGGAUCCGCGUCCGUCAUCGCAUUACCGCGGGAAGAAAUGGUGCACGGAUGGACUGCAGGAUCUGCGCUUGGAGAAACUGUCCCUCAUUGCGCUGCACUUUCUUCUGACUCUGCGCAGCAAUCAUUCUGGAUGGCAUUCUGGAUCCAGUGGAUGCUCUGCGUGGUGGGGUUUAUUACGUUUACAGAUAUAAUAAUAGCUGGUUUUGGCUGUGGCGAUUAUCUUGUACUGUAGUUGCUAGUAUUUAAUCAAUGUCUUGCAGUAAAAAUUUUUUAAUAGUGUUUGUCUCAUGGGCGAAUCAGGUAAUUGCAGCCCACUUGUGUUUUGACAGUUGUUUCGCUAACGCGUCAGUGUGGCUGCGUUGCAUAAGAAAUUAAACGUCAC